Molecule: messenger RNA, 3490 nt
Organism: Populus trichocarpa (black cottonwood)
Lineage: Eukaryota; Viridiplantae; Streptophyta; Magnoliopsida; Malpighiales; Salicaceae
Product: transcription factor bHLH155
Exons: 11
Coding region: 1113-3176 (687 amino acids)
Biological process (GO): regulation of DNA-templated transcription
Molecular function (GO): protein dimerization activity; DNA-binding transcription factor activity
Source: RefSeq, a predicted model, not a curated record
UCCCCCCCAACUGUGUGAAGAAAAUGGAGGGAGCAAGAGAGAGGUUUAAAGUGCGCGCUAUGAUGCGCAGGGUAAGAGAUGACGCACUCACACAUAGCGCCAAGGUUUGAAACGACACCCGUAUCUCACCGUUUUUGCCUUCAUUUUCACGUCAGAAAAGCUAAAGUGAACAGAGUGCGCCAAAUAGCGGCUGCUGUUACUUGCUCUAUUGUAUUUAUAUAUUAUAAAAUAGUCUUGAACUCCGAAAAAGAGACUCGGAAUUAAAAGCCAUUGGAUUUGAAGCCCUCUCUCUACUUUAUCUCUCUAGAAUUUGUAGAGGAGGAAACAGUGAUUCAGUAAAGGAAGGGGGUAAGGAGAAAAAAAGCUUCUUUUCACUCUUUAUAUCUUUGCCGAUGAAAAAGCAUGGGUUUUCUUGACUUCAACCCUCACUUCUCUUAGCCAAAAAGACUCCAACUUUACUCCUUUCUCAAGAAUCUAAAGCAAACCCUUGAUUUCCCUGUUUCUUUUCUCUACAGUUAAGGGUUUAUUGGAAUCAAAUUCUCCGUGUGAAAAUUGCAAGAUAAUCUUCUGAUUAAUUGUAUGAUUUUUCAAAAUCACGGUCAUUGUUUGAGUGUGAUCCAUGUCGUCCGAUAUUAGCUAGACCUGUAUUGCAAAGUUCACAUCUUCAUCAGGCUUGAUUUUUUAGAGAGAUUGAAUUCAAUUUUACUAAGAUUCAUGGCUAAAUACAGUGAAUGUUGCUCUUUUGAAAUCUUGUUUUUUUAUCUUGAAAGUUUGGAGUUUAGUGUUGUUUGAAUUUGUGAGUUUUUUAGGUUUUUUUUUGUUGUUAAAUUGGGUGUUAGUGAGUGAAAAGAGGGUGGUGUAUGAGUGAGGGAAUGGGUAGAGAUCGCCUGCUUUUGGCUACAGUAGGACCACCGAUAAAAGCAAGAGCUGGGUUAAGGAGAAAACAGGCAGGAAGAGGAUCUUAUAGAGGAAGCUAGCUUAGACGAAAGUAGGGUUUUUGUUUUGAGGGUGGGGUUUUUGUUUCACUGACAAAGUUGGGUUCUUGGUAGUGGAAUUUGCACUGAGGAGCCUUUUGACUUCGGAAUUUUGAGAGGGGAAGGGGAAGGACUGGGAUGGGUGCUGACUUGCAUAAUACUUUGAGGAGCCUCUGCUUCAAUACUGAUUGGAACUAUGCUGUUUUCUGGAAGCUUAAACAUCGUGCUCGCAUGGUGCUAACUUGGGAAGAUGGUUACUAUGAAAAUUGUGAGCAACAUGAUGCCUUUGAGAGCAAAUGCUUCAGUCAGACACAAGAAAAAUUGCAUGGUGGGCAUUAUACUCGUGACCCGCUUGGAUUGGCUGUGGCAAAGAUGUCGUAUCAUGUAUACUCUCUAGGCGAAGGGAUAGUUGGGCAGGUGGCAGUCAGUGGAAAGCAUCAGUGGAUCUUUGCUGAUAAAUAUGCUGCAAGUUCCUUCUCAUCACAUGAGUUCUCCGAUGGCUGGCAAAGUCAGUUUUCUGCUGGGAUCAAGACCAUUGUUGUUGUCGCUGUCGUGCCAUAUGGAGUUGUACAGCUUGGCUCUUCGAAUAAAGUUAUUGAGGAUGUUAAUUUGGUGACACGUAUCAAAGAUGUCUUUUUCACCCUUCAAGAUUCCUCAGUCAGGCAUGUUAGUGGUCCAUUACAACAUAGUAUGAAGAAUGCAUUAUGUCCGAAAACAGCAGCUGGAUUGAGAAAUAAACAAGUGCUUGAAAUAUCGACACCAACAAAUGAUGAAAGCAUCAAAUUACUUCAUCUGAGAUCAAAUGCCUCCUAUUUGGAUCACCAGAGUCAACUAGGGAUGAAUAUAAUUAGUGACCAGAUGUAUGGAGGGGAGACCAAUGUCUGGAAAGAUCUGGGCCGGAGAUCAGAACACAAUGUGACUAUGCAUUCAAAUAGUUUUAUGAAGGACAAAGUUAAUCCAUCUGAUCUUAUACUUCCAAAUGACAAGCUUGGAGCUGACCUUGCAGGCAUCCCUGCAGACCUCUUUGACGCAACCAUCUGUGAAUCUGAUGGCACCAAUCUCUAUCCAAAAUUGGUGUUGGAUGCACCUGAAUCUUCAAACAUAACACUCAAAAAGGAUUUGGAGAAGAAGCUGGACCAUCAAGCAGAAUCAACUCAUUUCAAUGCAUCAGACACUUUUAAGUUCUCUGCUGGUUGUGAGUUGCUUGAAGCUCUAGGACCAUCUUUCAUCAACAGAUGUAUGCCCUUUGAUUAUCAAGCAGGAAAGAGUGAAGCUGUAAAUGGUUUUGAGAUGCCAGAGGGGAUGAGUAGCAGCCAGAUGACAUUUGACUUUGGCACAGAGAACCUUUUAGAAGCAGUAGUAGGCAAUGCUUGCCAUAGUGGCAGUGAUGUUAAAAGUGAGAAGUCAAGUUGUAAGUCAGUGCAGUCUCUAUUAACGGUUGAGAAAAUGCCAGAGCCUUCUAUCCAGACUAAGCAUAUCUUCAAUUCAGCAGGCUAUUCAAUUAACCCGUCCUCUGUUGUUGAAGAGGAUGCACAGAAUUUCUCUAACUCAACAGAAGUGUUUGGUGGAAUGUCUUCUAAAGGGUUUUUGUCAACUUGUACAAGCAUCUGUACUGAGCAGUUGGAUAAGCAUGCAGAACCAGCUAAGAACAGCAAAAAAAGGGCUAAACCUGGUGAAAAAUUCAGGCCUCGGCCAAGGGACAGGCAACUGAUCCAAGAUCGCAUCAAGGAGCUGAGAGAGCUUGUGCCCAGUGGAUCGAAGUGCAGUAUAGAUUCGUUGCUGGAGCGCACAAUCAAGCAUAUGCUCUUUCUAGAAAGCAUUACAAAGCAUGCUGACAAGCUCGAUAAAUGUGCUGAACCGAAGAUGCAUCAGAAGGGAACAGAUGCCUCCAAAUAUGAACAGGGUUCAAGCUGGGCAGUGGAGGUGGGCGGCCAUCUAAAGGUCUCAUCAAUAAUAGUAGAAAAUCUAAACAAAAACGGACAGAUGCUUGUAGAGAUGUUAUGCGAGGAGUGCAAUGAUUUUCUUGAGGUAGCAGAAGCUAUCAGAAGUUUAGGCCUGACAAUAUUGAAAGGAAUCACAGAAGUGCAUGGUGAGAAGACAUGGAUAUGUUUCGUGGUUGAGGGGCAGAACAACAGAACUAUGCAUAGAAUGGAUAUCUUAUGGUCACUCGUGCAAAUAUUGCAGCCCAAGACUACAAACUAACCAAGAAGAAAGGCUGGUCAACUCUUGCUGCUCGUCAUACUGUUCCUGUGUAAAAUAGUGAGUGAUUUGUGAUCUUUGAUCUCUGAUUGACCAUUAUUUUUUAUCGUGUGUUUCAAUUCCUGUUUGUAUCCCCACUUUCAAAAAAUCUCUAAAGUGGGGAGGAGGAAAAAGAAGCUAAUAUUUCUGGAAGAGGCUUCUAUUUUCUCGGCUGAGAAUUUGUGGAUUGAUUUCUUAUUUCCAAGCCAGACAGACCUAUCAUUUGUUUGCAAUUUCCUUCGUGUAAUAAUAUAGCGAGCUAUUGGCAUUGUUUGGUU